CGAGGAGCCAACAUCAAUGAUCCAGGCGGUCCGCUGUGUGAGGGGAUCACACACCACUCCAUGAUGCCCUGACUUGUGGGAACUUCCAUGUGGCUCAGCUGCUAAUAACCAGAGGAGCGUCCGGGACCCAGAAGAAUGCCAAGGGGGUGACCCCGCUGGGCAGUCUGCAGGAAUGGAUUCAGAUGUACGGCAAACACUUGGACAAGGAGACCCGCCAGGACUGCAGAGAGACCGAGAAGCUUCUGCGUGCAGCUCUGGCAGGAAGAGUGGCUCAGACCCCCAAACCUAAAGGAGAACUCCAGGACAGUGAGCUGUUUGAUGCUGAGGGAUCCCAGUCUGUGGCCCCUCCCAGGAGCAGUACCCAGACAGGGAGGACAGGCGCUGACAGACGGACAUCCUCUUCCAGGGAUCUGCUUCGGUCUAGUCUGGAAGCCGAGAAGGAGAUGACUCCUUGCUGGACCAUCACCCAGAUAAGCAGGGAGGGGCCCCUACAUGAGGAGGACUCGGAGGACCUUCUCACCCCCCUGAAGCCAGUCAAGAAGAAGGCUCGGUUUGCGCUCCAGAAGUCAUUCUCCAACUUGGACGUGAUCCCGGCAAGGAAUGAGGCUCCUGACUCCCCCAUCCCCUCCUCCCAUCCCCGACUUUCUGAGGGAGGGAAAGAAGCAUACCAAAAAGCCAUCCAGAGCCUGGGGAGUGCCAAAUCCCGACUACUAAGCCAAUCCUUGGCUCAGCCAGAUCUCACUGAUGAAGGUUCUACCAAAGCGGCUCUGGUGCCAUCAGAGGAGUACCUGGGGGAUGAUUGGCUGGAGGAUGACCUCAGGAGUGAAUUUCGCUCCAGAAAAAGGUUGCACAGGUCCCCCACCCCCGUAGAGAUAGAGGAGCUGGAGGAAUCCAGUGAAUGUGAAGAGGAGGAUGGGCCUGAGGAACGAUGGAGGGACAAGGUGGCUCCUCGCACCUUGACAUUGUCCCGUAAACGCUCCAGGCAGACCAAGCUGACCCAGAUUGUAGACAGAGCCAUUGUGGGC
Molecule: messenger RNA, 1025 nt
Organism: Staurois parvus
Lineage: Eukaryota; Metazoa; Chordata; Amphibia; Anura; Ranidae
Source: the annotation of a GenBank genome assembly